Sinocyclocheilus rhinocerous is the source of this 2865-nucleotide messenger RNA. RefSeq names its product HHIP-like protein 1. The transcript is spliced from 10 exons. Bases 139 to 2646 code for a protein of 835 amino acids. Gene Ontology annotation, cellular component: membrane. The record is from RefSeq and is a predicted model, not a curated record. Lineage: Eukaryota; Metazoa; Chordata; Actinopteri; Cypriniformes; Cyprinidae.
GCAGUGUGUGUCUGUGAGUGCGUUUGCACGUGUUUGCAGGAGACAAACCACCGGCCACCGCAACUAACCGCCGGAGAAACUGCACACCAUUGGUAUUUCUCAAACUCAGCACAAGCCACACGAGUUUUCUCCUGUGCGAUGAGAGGAAUGAGAGUGUGGAUAGCUCUUUGCGUUCUCUCUCAGAGUGUGAUUCUGGUGGUCCUCCUGAUCCCUCAGCAGGGAAAUGCCCACCCACAGUGCCUGGACUACAAGCCUCCGUUCCAGCCUCCGGAGCCCCUGCACUUCUGCAAGGAGUACGCCAAAUUUGGAUGCUGUGACUUGGACAGGGAUAACCGAAUAUCCCAGCGCUUCUAUCAGAUCAUGGACUACUUCGAUCAGACUGGAUUCAUGGCCUGUGGGAAGUACAUCCGCAGCAUUCUUUGCCAGGAAUGCUCUCCUUACGCAGCGCAUCUGUACGAUGCAGAAGACGCAAACACCCCGAUGCGGGAGCUUCCCGGCCUCUGCGGAAACUACUGCGAGGAUUUCUGGCUCCACUGCCGUUACACUCUCAGCCUUCUGAUCGACAACAACGAAACGCAUGCUAUCGAAGAAGACCGGAGCAAGUUCUGCAAAUAUCUAGAGCUGAAAGAUCCCGAGUACUGCUACCCAAACGUCCUCUCCAACUCCGCGCUCAAUGCCGACCUGGGAGACGUGAAGGCGGAUCCGCAGGGCUGCAUUCAGUUAUGUCUGGAAGAAGUGGCGAAUGGGCUUCGCAAUCCUGUGGCGAUGGUACACGCCAAUGACGGCACGCACCGCUUCUUCGUGGCGGAGCAGCUGGGUUACGUGUGGACUUACCUGGCCAACGGUUCUCGGAUCGACAGGCCCUUUCUGAACCUGACCAGGGCGGUUCUGACCUCGCCUUGGGCCGGGGAUGAGCGAGGGUUCCUCUGCAUCUCACUGCAUCCUCACUUCACAAAGGUGAAAAAGGCCUACGUUUACUACUCGGUGUCUGUGAAGAAGCAGGAGAAGAUUCGCAUCAGUGAGUUUCUCGUGUCUGAUUCGGAUAUGAAUAUGCUGGAUCACUCCUCAGAAAGGACAGUUCUAGAAGUUGAUGAGCCUGCAUCAAACCACAAUGGAGGUCAACUACUGUUUGGGUUGGAUGGAUAUCUGUACAUAUUCAUAGGAGAUGGUGGCAAAGCGGGAGACCCUUUCGGGAAGUUUGGGAAUUCUCAAAACAAGUCUACUCUUCUAGGCAAGGUCCUGCGAAUCGAUGUAGACAACAAUGACUAUGGCGCCCCCUACAGUAUCCCAUCAGACAACCCUUUUGUGGGAGAGAGGGACGCGAGGCCAGAGAUCUACGCCUACGGUGUGAGGAACAUGUGGAGGUGCUCCAUCGACAGGGGCGAUCCGGUCAGCGCUCAGGGCCGCGGCAGAAUGCUCUGCGGGGACGUCGGGCAGAAUAAAUACGAGGAAGUGGAUCUCAUCGAAAAAGGAGGAAACUAUGGAUGGAGGGCAAAGGAGGGCUUCUCUUGUUAUGACAAGAAACUCUGCACCAACUCAUCACUCAAUGAUAUCCUUCCAAUUUUUGCUUACCCACAUAAAAUCGGCAAGUCUGUCACUGGCGGCUACAUCUACAGAGGCUGCCAGAUGCCCAAUCUUAAUGGCCUGUACAUCUUUGGGGAUUUUAUGAGUGGGCGACUGAUGUCCCUAAAGGAGAACCCUGAGACUGGAAAGUGGAGCUAUAAGGAGAUUUGUAUGGGCGCUGACAAAACAUGCAGUUUCCCUAAACUAAUAAACAGCUACUACAAGUACAUCAUAUCAUUUGGUGAAGAUGAGGCAGGUGAGCUUUUCUUCCUUGCGACCGGAGCGGCCAGCGCCACAGCCAGAGCAGGAGUCGUGUAUAAGAUAGUGGAUCCCUCCAGGAGGGCUCCUCCAGGACAGUGCAACUUCAAGCCCACUCCAGUCAACAUAAAGGGCAAACUGAUUCAUUUCAGUCCUAAAGAAGAGUACGUAAUUAACAAAAAACCCUCAACAACUGCCAUUCCCAAACCAAAACCCACCAAACCCAGUGCGACCCCACGACCACGAGUACCACAAACGACGAGCCGCCGGGUUUCUCCAGCGACCACCGUCCGGCUGUCUACACCACAGCCGCGCGCUCUCCACACGACCCCGCGGCCCAGACCUCCGUCCCUGACCACCCCCAGACCCGCGUACUGGACCACCGCAAACAGGACCACCGCAAACACCCAAACCGGCAGACCGGGCAAACGAGGCCGAGGCAAGCCCAGGAGGAAAGGGGAGCGGAGGGGUCGAUCUCGAGCCGGGACGGCGAGGCUGGUCAGCGCAGACGGACACAAGGACCGCGGCCGAGUGGAGAUCUUCGUGCGGGGCGAAUGGGGCACGGUGUGCGACGACAUGUUUAACAUACAGGCUGCGGCGGUGGUCUGCAGGCAGAUGGGGUUUCCCGUGGCUCUGCGGGUGGCGAAGAGAGCCGAGCUCGGGGCGGGAGGCGUCGGUGUCAGAAUCCUGCUGGACGACGUGGAGUGCGAAGGAACCGAACGGACUCUACUGCACUGCAAACACGCCAAACUGGGCAAAAACAACUGCUCUCAUGACGAGGAUGUAGGGGUGGUUUGUGGCCAUUAUGAACAUGCAAUGGAGUGAAAGACAAUGAGCAGAUGCAGGUUGUGAUGACACAAGUAUACAGACCAAAAAUACAUCUCACAGACAAAAAAUAAAUAAAUGAGCCACUCUAAAAUUAUGACAAACUGGAAAUACCCCUAUCAAAACCAGAAUCAGAAUUGUUUUGUUGAACUUUUGAAUGUGGAAAAAUUAAAUAUCAAUCUAGACCAAGGGUGUUAGGCCACGGCCCUGCACAGUUUA